This is a messenger RNA of Amaranthus tricolor (Joseph's coat), 2568 nucleotides long. RefSeq names its product protein CHUP1, chloroplastic-like. The record is from RefSeq and is a predicted model, not a curated record. Lineage: Eukaryota; Viridiplantae; Streptophyta; Magnoliopsida; Caryophyllales; Amaranthaceae. Gene Ontology annotation, biological process: chloroplast organization. The transcript has 6 exons. Bases 260 to 2152 code for a protein of 630 amino acids. Gene Ontology annotation, cellular component: chloroplast outer membrane.
GUACAUUUGACAAGCAUCCCAUAUCUUUCACUCUUCAGUCCUCCCAUAAGAAAUUCAAACUAGGAUCCAAAAAGACACGACCGUUCCUCGUUUCUUGUGCCCUUUUCUCUUUUACUACUACCUAUUUCUCUCUCCUCCUUAAACUCCAUUCCUUCCUCCGUCAAACCUUUCUUCCACCAUUACAGUACAAACAUUCAAACCCCAUACAAACACAACACCAAAAUACCCCACCUGAGACCCAUAAUCCACUCCCAAAAUUAUGGUAGCAGGUAAAGUCAAGUCUGCUAUGGGUCUUCAAAAAUCUCCUAAACCAGAGAAACCACCGCCGCCGUAUAAACCACCGUCACCAUCACAAAACUCUGCCGGAAAAUCAUCUUCCCAGAAACCCACUGUCUUCAAUCGUUCUUUUGGGGUUUAUUUCCCUCGUUCUUCUGCUCAAGUUCAGCCUAAACCUCCAGAUGUUUCUGAACUCCUUAAAAUUGUCGAGGACCUUCGUGACCGUGAAUCCCGCCUUAAAACCCAACUCAUUGAACAGAAACUUCUACGUGAAUCUGCCGCCAUUGUUCCUUCCUUGGAACUUGAAAUUUUCGCGAGAAAAGCAGAAACAGAGCAGCUGAUUGUACGUGUUCGAGAGUUGGAGAUUGAGAAUGAGAAACUUAUUCGUGAGAGGGAGAUGAUGAAGGAAAUGUUUGAAAACGAGAGAAGAGAGAAAGAUUUAAGGAUUAGUGAGUUAUUAUCGGAAAUUGAAGAUGUUAAGAAUUUAUCAUCGUCGCAAAGGUUUCAAGGGCUGAUUGAAGCUUCUGGGAAAUCUAAUUUGAUUAAGAAUUUAAGUUUUAGGAAAAUGGGUAGUGUUACUUCUGCCAUGGCUGCUAAAUUAUGUGAAAAUAAUAAUCCCAACAAUGGAAAUGUUGAAAUCGAACAACAACAACAACAACCUAGGCUUUCUCGUAGUAAUUCUGUAGAUGAAAGUCCAGAAGCUUCAGAAUCUUCUUCGUUUGCUCGGUCUCGUAUUCCCAGAGUUCCUAAACCUCCUCCUAAACGUUCCUAUUCUGAUUCCAAUUCCCAUUUCCAUUCACAUUCGGUGUGUUCAUCUUCCGGGUCAUCGGAUGACGUUCGUAAAUCGACAGACAGCAUUACAGCUCCUCCACCACCACCACCACCACCACCUCCUCCACCGCCAUCAAUGUUAAAAUCUGCACCUCCUCCACCUCCGCCACUACCAGCCAAGAAAAAUCUGUCAUCGGCGCCACCGCCGCCACCACCACCUGCACCGGCCAAGGGAGUUAGUUUAGUGAGUGCAAAAGUUAAAAGAGUUCCAGAAGUAGUUGAGUUUUAUCAUUCAUUAAUGCGAAGAGAUUCACGACGAGAUUCUAGUACUGGUACAGCGGAGACGACGUCAACGAGUGCGAGAGAUCUCGUCGGUGAAAUUGAGAAUCGGUCUGCCUACUUGCUUGCGAUCAAGACCGAUGUGGAAACACAAGGAGAAUUCAUCAGGUUCUUAAUAAAGGAGGUUGAGACGGCUGCGUUCACAGACAUCGAAGAUGUGGUUACCUUCGUGAAGUGGCUGGAUGACGAACUCUCUUACUUGGUGGACGAAAGAGCAGUUCUGAAACACUUCAAUUGGCCGGAGCAGAAGGCUGAUGCACUGAGGGAAGCCGCAUUUGAGUAUUCUGAUCUCAAGAAGCUCGAAUCUGAGGCUUCGUCCUUUAGGGAUGUUACCCAUCAAGCAUGUUCCACCACUCUAAAGAAAAUGCAAACGCUUCUUGAAAAAUUGGAGCAUGGAGUUUAUAAUCUAUCGCGCCUGAGAGAAUCAGCUACCAAUAGAUUCAAGUCUUUUCACAUUCCCGUUGAUUGGAUGCUUGAUACCGGAUUUGUUAGUCAGAUCAAGCUGGCAUCCGUAAAACUGGCAAUGAAAUACAUGAAAAGAGUAUCAGCAGAGCUCGAAGCUGUUGGUAAUGGUGUAGAGGAAGAAGAGUUGAUUGUUCAAGGUGUUCGGUUUGCAUUCCGCGUGCACCAGUUUGCGGGUGGAUUUGAUGUAGAGACGAUGAGAGCGUUCGAGGAACUGAGAGACAAAGCAAGGUCGUGUCAUGUACAGAGCCAGAACCAGCAGACACAACAGCAGAGGCUUAUAUGCCGAUCUAUGCCAUGCUAGAUCACUGCAGCAAACUCUGCUUCAGAAUUUAGCCUUCAGGAAUUCUAUGUAACAUAAUGCAAUGCUAAUUCGUGAUUCCCCCAAAAUUGUCCAAAUAUAACCCAAUUCCGAUUUGAUUGGGACAUUGUUAAGGAUAUAUUGUAUCCAAUUUUUAUGUUGUAAAAGUGGUGGGUUUAGGAUAAUAGAGGGUAUGUACAAUAUAUGUGCAAGGAUUCAAAAUUUAUUUUGGGCUUUAUAAUAUUCUUUGAAAAUGAUUGUGCCAUGUCAAUUUUAAGUGUUUUUUUAAUAAUGUCAUUUUAAGUGUGUUUUAUAUUUUUAGUUGCUAUUUUUUUCUCUAAGAUGAAGGGGAAUUAAUUGUUGAUUUGCAAUGUAUUAGAAAUUAUUAUGCAUAAAUAAUAUAAUCGUUACAAACAAAU